Molecule: messenger RNA, 1935 nt
Organism: Aspergillus niger
Lineage: Eukaryota; Fungi; Ascomycota; Eurotiomycetes; Eurotiales; Aspergillaceae
Exons: 3
Coding region: 1-1935 (644 amino acids)
Biological process (GO): positive regulation of transcription by RNA polymerase II; DNA-templated transcription
Molecular function (GO): DNA binding; DNA-binding transcription factor activity, RNA polymerase II-specific; zinc ion binding
Source: RefSeq, a predicted model, not a curated record
AUGAACAAAGAGCAUGGAUCCAAUAAUCGCCGUCGUCCAAGAGUCUCCCAAGCCUGCAGGAGAUGUCGGACAAAGAGAAAUAAAUGUGACGGUUUGCGUCCCGCGUGCUCAACAUGUCUUUCUUUAGGCCACGAUUGUGCCUACGAUUUGCUGGCACGAAAGCGAGGUUUACGCGAGGGCUAUGUUCGUAGUCUUGAGAAGCUAUUAGCUCUGGCGAUUCGAGAGGUGAACGGAUUUGAAGACGACGCUCUCGCACUGUUGGGAGUCGUACCGGAGUCAGUAGCCAUCCAGAAUCAGUUCAAGACUCCUUGGACAGGCGAUGAAUCGUCAAAUCAGCUGUAUUAUAUGUGGAAAACGAGUCGACUCCACAGAGCUUUAGAAGGAACGCUCAGUUAUCCUAAAAGCGUCCCACUACCUGGCGGUUUCACUGACAGUCUACCGCGAAUCGACAAUGUGAUGGCCGGCUCAGGGAAUAAGAGCCAAAAUUACACGAAUGUCGGCCAAGGUUCAUCAAUUGAUACAGUUAGGAUUGAACAGCCCGGUUCCUUGAGUGAAAUGCCGUAUGCGGCUAGAGAUACGAACUCUCAAUCAGGCAGUAUAUCCGCUCCCCGCUUACCUCCACUGCCACCGCAUGCUACGCGACUCCUCGACACUUAUUAUGCGACUACCCAUUCAUGGUUUCCGAUCAUUUCUAAAGAUGAGGUCACUCGCACAUCACACAUCUACUCCGACCAAGCAUGCUCUGAAGCCGGGCGCAGCACUUCAUGUGCUUAUGAAUCCACGUUGUGGGCUAUCCUGAGUUAUGUUACCUGUGCGUCAACUGUCCGACAGCCAAGUCAAUCUUCACAACUCCUUUCAGAGGUAAAACUCUACUACUAUAACAGUCGACACUUAAUACCUAGCCGGAUUGAGAACUGCGAAUUAGGCCAUCUUGAAGCUAUUAUUCUGCUAGUAAUGGUCAAUAUUGAACUUGAAGAGUGGCUCGCAGCCUGGCUCCUUAUUGGCCGAGCUGUCCAAAUAGUAAUGUUUUUAAGGCUUGGUGAACCCCAAGACGGCCAGUGGUCGGUGACGAUUCAACAUGGAAAGACUGCCGCGAUUGGGUGUUUUAUUAUCGACUCCUUGCUCGCCUUUUGGAGGCGAGAACCCCCGCAUUUGCCUGCAGAGUAUCUCGAUGCCGUCGCGCGGAGAGAGGAGGACGGCAUUAAAGAGUGGACUCUAUGGCCAGACCUGCUGUUUCCGUACCAAAAGGUGGUGUCGACAAAUGGCCCUCCAUCAGGGCUGUUGCAAAGCUUCAGCUGCUUCAAGACACUUCUGGAGCUAGCAAGCAUAGCAAAUAGAAUUGUGAGGGGUCUCGGGUGUAGUGGCCUUUCCCCACAAACUUUUAUUUACGAACUUAGUCAGUGGGAAAGUGAGAUCCCCCGUGGGUGCCGCCUUAUGGGUCCUGAUAGCAUAUACCCUGAACGGCACCCCACUGUGGUCUCACAUCAGGCAUAUUUGACUCUAGGGUAUAUUGCGAUACUGUUGUCCCUAUACGUGGAUAUUACCAUGCAAGAGUUGAGCGUUGCUCAGAUACGGUUGCAGGCCCGGGAGAGAGCCAAGAAGCUACUCUACAGAGUACCGCGUGUCCUUUCCAACCAUGCUAGUCAGUUAUGCAUAUGUGGACUUUCGACAAUAUCUGUGGUAUCUAUGAAGAUUAUUGUUGAUAAGGCACGAGUGCUCUGCGAGACGCAAGGGGGGACCUUUCCCUACCAGAAGUGGAUGGAAAACCUUCGUUAUACGUGCACGAUUCCCUGCCCAGCAUUUCAUCUGUCCUGUUCUCUGAAGGCAGAUUUAUCGCGUUUUUGUGAGGUCGCUUUUAAGCCGACAAUGGAGGUUUCAACAAAUCAUGUCAUGUCUACUAAAGAACGAAGUUCUAGUCAGCGCGGAAUGUCGUAA